Molecule: messenger RNA, 2138 nt
Organism: Branchiostoma floridae (Florida lancelet)
Lineage: Eukaryota; Metazoa; Chordata; Leptocardii; Amphioxiformes; Branchiostomatidae
Product: zinc finger protein 503-like
Exons: 2
Coding region: 73-1590 (505 amino acids)
Biological process (GO): negative regulation of DNA-templated transcription
Cellular component (GO): nucleus
Source: RefSeq, a predicted model, not a curated record
CAGGGCGGCAUGCUUCACAGAACGUUGGGCCCGAGCAGCGCAUUCUUGACGAAGGGCCGAUGGUGUUAGGUCAUGAACAGCGUUUCUCCUGAUCAACCACCGCAGAUUCACAUCGAGAGACCGCCGACAGACCCCGAGAGGCAAGCCAAGCGACUUCCCAUCCGUAUUAUCAGGAUGUUGAGUGCCCGCAGCCAGCAUAUGCUUCGCACGGAGUACUUGCAGCCGCUCCAACCGACCACGCUGGACGCUAAGAAGAGCCCCCUCGCUCUCCUCGCCCAAACAUGCAGCAGUAUUGGCAAAGACACUGAGCUCCCGUCCAAACAAGCUUCGUCUUCUAUCGAGAAGGACCAGCGUACCUCAUCCGCUUCUCCGUCGAAAUCUUCUGUCGUGGACGGGGAUAAGUCCUCUUUCAAACCGUACAAGAAGGAGGAGAAGACCGAGGGAGAGUCUUCCAGCAAGUCGGGUUUCCACACCCCAAACAGCGCAGCGGGUAGCACGGCUGGAGACAAAACACCAGCCGGGUCCGAACACGAGUCGGAGAGGAAGACAGAGAACACUUCAACGUCCACGGUUACGUCAAGUUCAACGUCGAGUGUCGGCGUCAGUCACAGUCGAAUCAACGUGAGUUGUGGGGGCAUGUUCGUGGAGGUCAACCACCACGAGACCAACUCAGGCGGAAACUCGACCGAGAAGAGCAGCCUGAGUGUCCAGCCGAGUCAUCUGUCGCCCAGCUCGCCAAAACCGGGACAUUCGUCGAUCGCACCCCACCUUCCGGGCGCACUUCCCUGCGGAGCCGGGUGCGCCUGUGGUUCGGGAUCGUCUCUCCUCGACCCGUCCAAGGGAGCCAUGACAGCGCAGCUACCGAGCACCUUGCCACCCAGCAUGGCCGCGGGGAAGCUGGAUGCCAGUCCGCUGGCCGGGGGCACCGCUCCCAACCCCUACGCCUAUGUGAAAACGUCCACGGGUGCGACGGCUCUCAUGCCUAUCUGUAGGGACCCCUACUGUACGAACUGUCAGGGCGCACAGUUUGCGGCAGCCGGGUGCAAACAAUGUACCCACGACACUCCCUACCCCUCUCCCUUCCCCUACCUACCCCUCGGGCACCCAGGACUAUACUCCGCGUCAACUAGCAUGGCUGGUGCCCCGGGUCUCGGGACGCCCCUGUACUCACCCUACAGCACCAUGCUGCCCCACGUCUGCAACUGGGUCUCGGGGACCAGCAGCUGCGGGAAGCGCUUUGCCACCUCGGAGGAACUUUUGCAACAUUUGAGAACGCACACCAUGUCGGGGUCUCAGGCCGGCUCCCUGUUCACCCCCUCCCUCACCAGUUCUGCCCUGAACGGGUGCCAUCUUCACUACCCCUCGGCCGCCAGCGCGGCAGGACUACUUCGCCCGGGGUACCCUACGUCUCCUGUAAACGGACUUCAUAGUUACAGGUACCACCCAUACAAGCCACCCAUGCCGACAGGGGCCCCGCCAUCGCUUGCCAUGCCUUCCCUCCAACUCCAUGCACCCACCCCGGGCGCGUUCUACUCACCCUACGGGCUAUACGCGGCAAGACUCGGUGCCCCGACAGUGGGAUAUCCUUGACCAAACCGACCGGAGACGAACAUAUGAACUAUAUGAAUUAUGAAAGACAUUGAUGAGUAGAGUAUAUUGAUGUAUAAAGUUUCUGUACAGUGAUUUAAAAAGAGAGAAAUGCUUUAUUUGCCCAAAAGACUCUGCCCCAAGUUGUGACAGAACACAGAACAGCUUUCUUUGUUGAACCAAGCCCUGUCAAGAUAAACAUGCUUUAGUCUUUAUGCGCUACUUGUUAAGCUGCACUUUGUUCACAAGUACAGUUUUUACAACCAGAUCCUGUAUUCUGAUUCCUUUUUAUCUCAACUUGUAAAUAUUUGUUGCUAGAAUUGCGUUUGCUGUCUCCAGCUUUGUGUUUCUUUGUGAGUUGUGUAUUUAAAAAGGUUGAUUCGAACACACUUGUGAGUUAUGCUAUGAAGGCGUUUGUAUUUUUGUACUGUUUCAAAGAGCUUGGUAAGAGAUGCUGAGUAAAUAUGCUACUGGUUGGGUAGUGGCUUAUGUAAUAUGGAGCAGUGUGAAUCAUUGCGGUUGGUCGCAUUAAAUAUUUCGCUGAAUCUGAA